AUGAAUCAUAUCAAAUCUCUUGUAGCUCAGGAUGGUAAGUUAUUACAUAAUGAUCAAGAGGUGCAGCAGGAAAUAGUGGGGUUAUACAAGAAAUUACUAGGGGAUGCAGCAGAACAAAUGCCAGUGAUUAAUCCAACAAUAGUGAAGAAUGGAGCAAUAUUGACAAGAGAACAACAACUGAAGUUAAUAGAACGAAUCACCAUAGAGGAGAUAUCUAGGAAAGGUCUCAGACAAGGGGAUCCAUUGUAUCCUUACUUGUUUGUUCUAGCAAUGGACUAUCUCAGCAGAUUACUCAGAACUCUGAAGAAUCAGCCAGAUUUUAACUACCAUCCAAGAUGUGAAAGGUUUCAAAUUAUUCAGUUGGGAUUUGCUGAUGAUCUACCGUUAUUCUGUAGGGGUGAUGAAGUUUCUAUCCAUAUGUUAUAUAACUGCUUCAUGGAAUUCUCAAAGGUGUCAUGUCUAACUGCAAAUAAGAGUAAGAGUUCCAUAUAUUUUGGUGGUGUAAAUCCAAUAGUGCAGCAAAAUGUCAUGGAUGAACUAGGGUUUUCAAAAGGAGAGUUGCCUAUAAGAAUACAGUUAAUCAAAAGUGUGCUGCUAUCUAUCAAAAUAUAUAGGUCUCAAAUAUUUGUACUCCCAAAGAAGAAGAUCUUGAAGGCUAAACAAUACAUGAUAGAUGCUGGGGUUAACUUGGAUGAGAUACUUGACAAGAAUCACAUAAACAUUAACUAUAUAUACAAGAAGCUAAAGCAGGAUCACCAGAAGAUGCCUUGGAGGAAGCUGGUAUGUAACAAUGGAGGUAUGCCAAAGUUGAUCUUUAUUCUGUAUGUGGCUAUACUGGGCAAGUUGGCUACAAGAGAUAGAUUAGUAAGAUGGGGAAUAGCAAAUGAGCUGUUAUGCCCUAUGUGCAAUGUAGAGGAGGAAAGCAUGGAAAACUUAUUUUUCAAGUGUACAUAUACAGCAGCAAUUUGGGAGAAACUACUACAGUGGAUGAAUGUUAAUAGACAACCGAUGGAAUGGAGUCAAGAAAUAGAAUUGACAUGCAACAACGUUUGA
Nicotiana attenuata is the source of this 1053-nucleotide messenger RNA. RefSeq lists its product as uncharacterized. Bases 1 to 1053 code for a protein of 350 amino acids. The record is from RefSeq and is a predicted model, not a curated record. NCBI's taxonomy places the organism in Eukaryota, Viridiplantae, Streptophyta, Magnoliopsida, Solanales, Solanaceae. The transcript is spliced from 4 exons.